AUGUUAGAAGAAUGGGAGAAAUUAGCUUCAGCAAAAGGAACAGUGGAACUUGAUUCUUGGACUUACUGUCAUGACUUAACCAGAAACAUGCUUGCUCGUGCUUCUUUUGGUGAUUUCUACAGAGAUGGCAUCAAAAUCUUCGAAAUCCAACAAGAACAGAUCGAUCUUGGUCUCCAAGCUAUUCGAUCCGUCUACAUUCCUGGCUCAAAAUUUUUGCCAACAAAGUUCAACAAGAGGCUGAGAGAAACCGAGAGGGACAUGAGGGCUAUGUUUAAAGCUAUGAUUGAGACAAAAGAGAAGGAGAUAGAAAGAGGAAGAGGCACCGAGAAAAACAGCGACUUGUUGUGCUCGAUGUUGGCUUCGAACACAAAGCAAAUCAAAGAGCAAGGACUUGAUUCAGGGCUAAGCCUCGACGAUCUGAUUGAUGACUGUAAGGCUUUCUAUCUUGCUGGUCAAAACGUGACUUCUUCAUUGUUUGUUUGGACGCUUGUUGCAUUGAGCCAACAUCAAGACUGGCAAAACAAAGCACGAGACGAGAUUUCUCAGGCGUUUGGUAACAACGAGCCAGACUUCGAAUGCUUAAGCCACCUGAAAGUCGUAACAAUGAUACUCCAUGAAGUUCUAAGACUCUAUUCUCCAGCUUACUUCACAUGUCGGAUAACAAAACAAGAAGUGAAGCUAGAGAGAUUCUCUUUACCCGAAGGAGUUGUGAUCACAAUACCGAUGCUCUUGGUGCACCAUGAUCCUGAUCUUUGGGGAGACGAUGUGAAACUGUUUAAGCCCGAGAGAUUCGUCAAUGGCGUUGCGAGCGCGACCAAAGGAAGGCUCUCCUUCUUACCGUUUAGCUCGGGACCUCGGACAUGUAUUGGCCAAAACUUUUCAAUGUUGCAAGCUAAGCUCUUUGUUGCAACGGUUCUUCAAAGGUUCAGUGUAGAGCUCUCUCCGUCGUAUACACAUGCUCCUUUCCCAGCUGCAACUACGUUUCCACAACAUGGAGCUCAUUUGAUCAUCCGAAAAGUUUAA
Molecule: messenger RNA, 1023 nt
Organism: Thlaspi arvense
Lineage: Eukaryota; Viridiplantae; Streptophyta; Magnoliopsida; Brassicales; Brassicaceae
Source: the annotation of a GenBank genome assembly